Alternaria ethzedia is the source of this 876-nucleotide messenger RNA. RefSeq lists its product as uncharacterized. The record is from RefSeq and is a predicted model, not a curated record. Lineage: Eukaryota; Fungi; Ascomycota; Dothideomycetes; Pleosporales; Pleosporaceae. The transcript has 2 exons. Bases 1 to 876 code for a protein of 291 amino acids.
AUGGUCAACGUUCAGUUACACUGCCCGUCCACGAAGAAGACCGUCGAGCACUUCUUCGUCACACCGUUCCAAACUCUCGAGCAAGUUCUACCAAGUGUACGACUUGCCCUCGACAUCAAGUACGCCGCGAUAUAUACCACAGAGGCCAAGCGCAUCACGGAACCGAGUACUCUCCAAGAAGACCAGCGGGUGCUGGUAGCAGCUAGUGCGAAAGAGAUCAUGUUGCCUGAUGCACCGUACGAAUGGACUCUCUACGAGGGCGAGGAAGGCGACGACGUUGACAUGAACGUCGAGUGCUACGGUCUGCAGUGGAUAGAGCUAUGCGACCACGACAAGUGCCUGCACAUCACCAGUCUGAACGAGCAGAAGCCCACAACUCGCAACAAGCUUCGUAUCACCCGCGAGUACAAGCUUGUUGAGGCCGACAUCGAAGCCUUGAAUUCCACGACUUCAACUUCUGCACGUGUUGCCGAAGACGAGGACCACAUCGAGAAGUGUUGGGACAUCGCUGUCGAACACUUCCUUCCUACUUCGAUGAAGCCCGCCGCCGCCAAGUCCAGUUCGAAGUCGUGCGAUCCUUCCACACUGGCUAUUCUUAGUGUCCUCGCAGGCUUCACUCAAGGUCAAUCUCGUCUCGUCCUCGAAGUUCUCGAAGAGGCCGUCGCCCUUCGGACGGAAGAGGAUCAGGGUGAUGACAAGAAUCCCACUUUGCGAAAAGACGAUGUGCUUAACGCGAUUACUAUCAUCUACGAGCGCGCUGAAGUCAUUGAAGCCAAGCUCAUCAAGGGCAAGGGUGCGAAAGGAAAAGGGAAGGGGAAGAGGAGGCCUUCGAAGGGCACUCCGAAGAAGCUUGGCGCUAUGUCGAGCUCGAGUUGA